AUGAAGCACAUGAAUGAAAGUUUUCCAGAGGAUUUCAUUCUCAUGGGCUUUACCAAAUAUCCAUGGUUGGAUGUUCCUCUCUUCUUUGCCCUCCUAACCUCCUACAUGUUCACACUAUUGGGAAACAUUGCUAUUAUUCUGGUUUCUCAACUAGAUUCCCAACUCCAAAGUCCUAUGUAUUUCUUCCUCACAAGCCUCUCCUUUCUGGACCUCUGUUUCACCACCACGACUGUACCCCAAAUGCUCUUCAACUUAGGCGGACCCAACAAGAACAUCACUUACAUAGGCUGCAUGACCCAGGCCUAUGUAUUUCACUGGCUAGGCUGCACUGAAUGUGUUCUGCUUGGCACCAUGGCCUUAGACCGCUAUGUGGCUGUGUGUAAGCCUCUGAGAUACCCUGUAAUCAUGAACCACAAACUCUGCCGGCAGCUCUCCAGCACUGCUUGGCUCAUUGGCCUGGCCAAUUCACUACUGCAGUCCACACUGACAGUCCAGCUGCCCCUGUGUGGGAACCAAGAACUGGACCACUUCUUUUGUGAACUGCCUGGUCUAAUUAAGAUGGCUUGUGUGGACACCACAGUCAACGAGCUUACUUUAGCAGUUGUGGCCACCUUCCUGAUAAUGGGUCCCCUCUCUAUGAUACUUAUCUCUUACAGUUAUAUUGCACAAGCUGUAUUUCGAAUCCCUUCUGCUGAUGGGAGACUUAAGGCCUUCAACACUUGUUCUUCGCACUUACUAGUGGUGUCUUUAUUUUAUGGCCCUGGCAUCUACAUCUAUAUGCAGACUUCAGGGGACAGCCCUCAAGACCUUAUCAAAGUUCUGACGCUGUUUUACUGUGUUAUUACUCCCAUGGCCAACCCAUUCAUCUACACCUUGAGGAACAAGGAUGUUAAAGGAGCUUUGAGGAGACUUCUGAGGCGGGCCAUUUUGUCCAAGAGAAUAUGA
This is a messenger RNA of Cervus elaphus (red deer), 945 nucleotides long. RefSeq names its product olfactory receptor 2B11-like. Bases 1 to 945 code for a protein of 314 amino acids. The record is from RefSeq and is a predicted model, not a curated record. Gene Ontology annotation, molecular function: G protein-coupled receptor activity; olfactory receptor activity. Gene Ontology annotation, biological process: G protein-coupled receptor signaling pathway. The transcript has a single exon. NCBI's taxonomy places the organism in Eukaryota, Metazoa, Chordata, Mammalia, Artiodactyla, Cervidae. Gene Ontology annotation, cellular component: membrane.